Messenger RNA from Guyanagaster necrorhizus, 1209 nucleotides. RefSeq lists its product as uncharacterized. The transcript has a single exon. The coding region runs from base 415 to 960 and encodes 181 amino acids. The record is from RefSeq and is a predicted model, not a curated record. Lineage: Eukaryota; Fungi; Basidiomycota; Agaricomycetes; Agaricales; Physalacriaceae.
GUCGCCGCAUAACGAUAACUGCCUGGUUCUUCGGUUGUUAAGGCGCUCUCAGCUUCUAUGAUGCGAUACAAUACUUACUUGAAAGUCAUCGAUUUAUAUCUUUCCGCCUCUCGAUAUUGCGACAAUUGGAUUGGCUUGAUGAACCGCGGUCCCAUGAAACAAAGUUGACGAUUCAUUCGGUUAACGAAACAGCUCCCUCUAUGGACUACCAAUCUGGGCUUCUCUAGGGGCGUUAGACCGCAAAUCGUGGUUCCGAUUCGGUAACAAAGAGGCGCCCAUCCCCCAUUAUCCGCAGAUAGUGGCGUCUCCUGGCUUAUAUUAAACGCCAAGCUGAUCCCAACUCUUUCAAGCAGCCAACGUCGAGCAUCGCUUCAGCACUCUCAAAAGUCAAUUUUUUUUACCCCACUCUUCAUCAUGCUGUCAUGGAUGGCAGAUAUCUUCCCCACGACACAUUCCCCGCCGCCUGUCGUCACCCAGUCGGAUUACACCCCUCUCACCAUCGAGUGCAUCCAGAUACCUGCAGACGGCUCUGAUCCUCAUAUGGUCCGCCUCGAUACCACCUACAUCAACGACGACAAGCUUGACGACUCUUUCCUCUUCCACAUCCCCGACGUCCGCGUCUUCUGGACAUUCCACUACGCCACCGAUGCAAAGUCAGAGGAAGGGAUAUGGCGCAAGCGCACCCUCCGCCGUGUCGAUGUCGCCGACCAGCACACAGAGGCGCUCAACGGGAGCUACUAUUUCUUCCGCUGCGUCGACGGGCGGCUUCAGCGGAAUCUUCACUUUCGGAAGGACACGACCGUGAGGGGGGACGUCUUCGUCGUCAAAGUGAAGGACUGGGACACAUGGUCGGAGCCUGCCGAGUAUAUCGAUGUCCCGACGGAUUUCGUGCAGACGAGGGAGGGGAAGAUAACGCUCAGGAGGAUGAUGGAUGCUUUCGUGAGCGCUUCCACCAUCUGAAAGACGGUUCCAGGUUCGACGAUACUUCGCUUUUAUACAAUUAUACGGACUUAUGAUAAUUUACUGUACCACCAUUUAAUCUUUUCUUUCUCCCAUUUCAGAUUCAUCAACAAGCAGCAAUUAUAUCUUAUACCCUUCCAUUCCACACUUUAUAUAUUCUUCAUGUUUUCAAAAUUUAGCUAUGCCUGGCCCUCGUACGUAGCAGCGAACAUACUAAACGUUUAAAAUUUGAUCUUCCCCUCCGCAGAC